Molecule: messenger RNA, 414 nt
Organism: Capsicum annuum
Lineage: Eukaryota; Viridiplantae; Streptophyta; Magnoliopsida; Solanales; Solanaceae
Exons: 3
Coding region: 1-414 (137 amino acids)
Source: RefSeq, a predicted model, not a curated record
AUGAAAAUGCAAGUUUAUUUGGAGGCUUGCAAUUUGUGGGAGGCUGUCGAGGAAGACCACGAAGUGCUUCCUCUGUUGUGGAAUUACGAAGUGCUUCCUCUGCCAUGGAAUCCAACUAUGGCUCAACACAAUAAUAACAUGUUACUUGGGAUUGAAAAUAAGAUAAGGAUACUUGGAGCUGAACUUAAUGACAAUAGAGUAGUUCAAAAGAUACUUGUAACUUUACCUGAAAGAUAUGAGAUAACUAUUGCUUCAUUGGAGAAUACUAAAGAUCUGUCAAGGCUUAACUUGACAAAGUUAUUGAGUGCUCUGCACUCACAAGAACAAAGAAGGAUGAUAAGGCAAGACGGAUCCAUCGAGGGAUAUCUGAAAGAUAAGUUGCAAACUGCUGUCAGGGGAAAUAAAGAAAAAUGA